Messenger RNA from Thyridium curvatum, 1383 nucleotides. RefSeq lists its product as uncharacterized. The record is from RefSeq and is a predicted model, not a curated record. Lineage: Eukaryota; Fungi; Ascomycota; Sordariomycetes; Thyridiales; Thyridiaceae. The transcript is spliced from 2 exons. Bases 1 to 1383 code for a protein of 460 amino acids. Gene Ontology annotation, biological process: lipid biosynthetic process.
AUGUCAAAGGUACCGGCAAGGAAUGACGGUCCGGAACCGAGCGGCUCCGGACUCUACUCGCAGCUACAAAGCGUAUCUCGCAGGACCCUGGGAUAUGUCCAAGACAUCGCCCGGUCCCUCGUGCUGGCGACGCUCUCCAGUUGCGAGUCAGGCACUCUGCACAUACAUGAACCGUCCAGGAGCGAGAAGACGACGACUGUGGGCAGUAUAGGACAAAACGACUCUCUCGCUUCCCUCACCAUCCACGAUGACUUCUUCUGGGUCCGCAUCCUGCUGUCCGGCGACAUCGGCUUCGCGCAGAGCUACAUGCUGCACGAGAUCAGCUCGCCGGACCUCACUGCCCUCUUUGCCUUCUUCAUCCGCAACGGCAGCUCCAUGAGCUCGGCGACCACGUACGGCACGGCCUGGGUCGUGGACCGCGCCAUACGCAGCGUCGCCGGCGCGACCAACAACAUCGCCACGGCCAAGCUCAACGCCAACUCGCACUACUCCCUGAGCAACGACAUGUUCGCCGCCUUCCUGAGCCCGGACAUGACGUACUCGGCGCCGCUGUGGCUGCCCGCCUCGGACCCCGGAGCGGCGCGGGACACGCUCGAGGAGGCCCAGAUGCGGAAGCUGCAGUACGCCAUCGACCAGACGCACAUUAAGGCCGCGGACCACGUGCUCGAGGUCGGCACGGGCUGGGGCAGCUUCUCCAUCCUCGCCGCCAGGACCACGGGGUGCAGGGUGACGACCAUCACGCCGAGCAGGGAGCAGAAGAAGCUGGCCGAGGAGCACAUCGCCGAGGCGGGGCUGUCGGACCGGAUCGAGGUGCUGCUCGCCGACUACCGCGAGCUCAGGCCGGAGAGGCCCUUCGACAAGAUCGUCAGCAUCGAGAUGAUCGAGCACGUGGGCCACCGCUACCUGGACACGUAUUUUGCGUGCAUGGACCGGUACCUGAAGCGGGACGGCGGCAUCGCCUACUUCCAGUGCAUCACCAUCCCCGAGGCGCGGUAUGCCGAGUACCUCAAGGGCCAGGACUUUAUCAAGAAGUACAUCUUCCCCGGAGGGCACCUGCCAACCAAUAGCGGGCUGGUCGGGAGCAUCGACCGCGCGUCCCGGGGCAAGCUCGUCGUCGACGAGAUCAAGAGCUUUGGCGGGCACUACUCCAAGGCGCUGCGGUGCUGGAACGAAAAGUUCCAGGCGAAUUUCGAGUCCGAGAUCGCGCCUGGUCUGCGGAAGAGCUUCCCGGAGAUGACCAGGGCGGACUUGGACAUCUUCCGGCGGAAGUGGGAGUACUACUUCUGUUAUUGCGAAGCUGGCUUCAGCAGCAAGAUUCUGGGAGAUGUUGGCAUCACCGUUGCCCGUGAAGGCGCUGUUGAGUUGCUGGAGGGGCUCCCGUGA